CAAGCUUACCAAAGUGCUGGACAAGAUGAAGGUCAAUUAUAUUUGUAGUGCCUGGCUUUGUGUUUCUGAGGGGAUGAAAUCUGCAUCAGGUUUGCACAGGGAACUUGGCAGAGCCAUUCAGAUGGAAGCAAUAAGCCCUACCAGUCGUGUCCUGGACGAGCAUGCGAAAAGGAAAAAAGCACUAGACAAUGCUGUUGAGAAGGCAGCCGAAGCGGUUAUCAGCAACUGGCGUCAACAGAUAAAGGCGAAGAAGAAAUUAAAGGAGCUUACUAAAGAUCAUGAAGCCCUUUUCCGUGAGACAGAAAGCUCCCAACUCUUGACUUCCCCCAAGACCAAAAAGAAGUUGCUCAGAAACCUGGAAAAAUCUGCAACAAAACUGGCAAAGGAUGAUGAAGAUUAUUAUAAGAAGAAUUUAGCUGCCCGUGAAACAAGGUUAAAAUGGGAAACCACUUUAGAAAACUGCCACCAGGGUUUUCUAGAACUUGAAAAGGAAAGACUGCAUCUUCUGUGCAACACGUUGAAUUGUUACAACCGGCAUCUCUCCAAUUAUGGACAGAGCCUAAUUGCUUGCCACACGGAGAUUCAAACUGCUGUUGCCAAAGCUGAUGCUGAUAAGGACGCACAGACACUGGUGGAAGAAAUGUCCAUGCCUGGCCCAGAGACCAAGCGGGAGUUCUUGCUAACAGAUUAUUAUGAGGAAGACUCCACAAGCCUGAUUGAAAAGGAGAGGAGACAAGCUUCCAUCAAGGCCAAAGUGCUCCGCCUGCAAAAGGACCUAGAGAAGGCACUGCAGGACAAAACAGCCUUGGAACAGAUGCUUAAAGCUUAUACAAAGACUCCUCAGUUCUCAGAUGCAAAGAAUCAGAAUGAUAUCACUGCACAGCUUGAAGAGACAACUCUGAAAGUGACCCUUCUGCAAGCCAAUUACUUCAAGCUGGCCAGCGUGCUAGCAGAAGUUGAACAGAAGCCUAACCCGACACAACCCUGGAAUGACUGCAUUUCGAAAUGGAAAGAAAAGGACUGCGUGCAUUAUUCUGUGAUAACCACUUGCCCAGUUAAAAUGAAACACUUGAAGCGAACACUGAGUACCCAGGUGGCCAGUGAAGUAGGAAGCCACGCAAGCCACUUGCCAGCAAUAGUGAACCAUCCAAAGUCAGCAGCUUCUUUGUCUGCAGCCAAUGGGGAUUCAGAGUAUGGAGCCUGCAGAGCUUUGUAUGAUUACCACACAGAAAGGGAAGAUGAGCUUCAUUUGAGGAAAGGUGAUGUGAUUGUAAUUCACCGUAAGGAAGAGGACGGAUGGUGGUAUGGCUCCAUAAAUGAGAAAAGGGGUAUUUUUCCAGCUACAUAUGUGGAAGAAUUCAUUCCCCCCACUGCCAAAAGCCUCACUGUGGAAGACGAAACCUCUCUUUAA
Messenger RNA from Varanus komodoensis (Komodo dragon), 1411 nucleotides. RefSeq names its product nitric oxide synthase trafficking (gene NOSTRIN). The transcript is spliced from 14 exons. The record is from RefSeq and is a predicted model, not a curated record. Lineage: Eukaryota; Metazoa; Chordata; Lepidosauria; Squamata; Varanidae. Gene Ontology annotation, molecular function: protein binding. Gene Ontology annotation, cellular component: cytoplasm; plasma membrane. The coding region runs from base 26 to 1411 and encodes 461 amino acids. Gene Ontology annotation, biological process: signal transduction.